CCGCACUAUGCCUUUUCCUGGAUGCUACGAAAACAAUAUAAGGGAGGGUUGAACCGUGUAACAGACCGCCUCAUAUAAACAAGUAACUGUUAUGUCUAUUGUGACUGUUCAACAGACAUAGGUAAACGAAAUCUGUCGUUCUACUACGACCGUUUUGAAAACUAGCUAGCUAGUCUUUGUAAUAGCCAAAUAAUCAAUUGAAAUGGAGCGGUGGAAAGGCAGAGUAGCUCUCGUGACUGGAGCCUCGGUCGGGAUUGGAGCGGCUGUUGCACGGGCACUUGUCCAACACGGCAUGAAGGUUGUGGGAUGUGCCAGGAAUGUUGACAAGAUAGAGAAGCUGGCAGCAGAGUGCCAGAGUGCGGGCUACAGCGGUACGCUGAUCCCCUAUAAGUGUGACCUGUCCUGUGAGGAGGACAUCCUGUCCAUGUUCUCUGCCAUCAAGACGCUGCACCAGGGGGUGGACGUGUGUAUCAACAAUGCAGGCCUGGCCCACAAUGAACCCCUGCUCAGUGGCAAGACAGACAGCUGGAGGAACAUGAUCGACGUGAAUGUCCUGGCCUUGUCUAUUUGUACACGUGAGGCCUACCAGUCAAUGAAAGAGCGGAAUGUGGACGAUGGCCACAUCAUCAAUAUUAACAGUAUGGGGGGACAUAGAAUGGUACCUAGUGCAGAUGAACAUUUCUACUGUGCCACAAAAUAUGCUGUGACUGCUCUAACCGAGGGGCUGCGGCAAGAGCUAUGGGAAGCAAAGACCCACAUCAGAGCCACGUGUAUAUCCCCUGGAAUAGUGGAGACUGAGUUUGCCUUCCGGCACCACAACAGCGAUCCAGAGAAAGCAGCUGCUGUGUAUGAGAGUAUAAAAUGUUUGAAAGCACAAGACAUAGCCAGUGCAGUCACAUACGUUCUGGGAGCCCCACCUCAUGUCCAGAUCGGAGAUGUGCAGAUGAGGCCGGUGGAACAAAUGUCAUAGCAACAGAGCAGGAAGUUAAGCAACUGGAGGAGCCGAUAGAGCCAGGCAGCAAGCGCCAUUGUGACGACUUCUUAGCGACCUCUGCUGGGCAACGACAAAAACAAACAAACUAGUGUUCAACUGGAUUUGGACUGAAGGAAUCGGUUUGAGGAGGUGAGGAGGAGGCUGUGUGUGGUGGAGUAAUAUCUGGUCUGGAGAUGAGAGGAUGGGCAGGUACUCUUAACCACUACUGAAUUACUGUGAGUGCUGCUACAACAUGGGUUUUGGUGUAUUGCUCUGGCAGCCUUGUUUCAAAAUGAAGCCACAUCAAACUUAGGAGAAGAAAAGAGGGUUGUUGCUCCUGUGCUUAUGUGAGUCAUCUAUUCUACAUGACCAGACAGACAGACAGACCGACCGACCGGACGGACGGACGAGUAUGCCAUCAAUUGCACAUAAAAAAAAAAUGUAGGUCAUAUUACAUAUAUGUUUAAAAUGAUGGAACAAAACACUGCUAUUUGUAUUAUUUUUUAUAUAAAUAUUUUAACUUUGAUUAUUGGUAGAUUUGGAUAAUAUGCUGUACCCUCUAACCAUAGACGCUCGAUCCAUUUUUACUAUUUUGACAUGUUUUUAAUAACAAGCAGAUUUGGUUAGCCUGUUAUGUAUCAAGUAAGUCCCACUUGUACGUUUUUCAAAACCUAUGCCAACCAUCACCAAUCAACAAAUGUGUAUAAGGGACAGUCAAGCAUGAUUACGCAACCAUCACUUUGGACCAAGUGUAUUUCCCCACUCCAUAAAUCAACCAUAUGAGAUAGGCCUAGAUUCAAUCAGAUCAAUUGUUAAGCGGCAAUAGCCGACAUGUGCAUAGGUGAUGUUUUGGGGGUGUUGGAGGUGUAACUGCGUUGGAGUUGUCAAAAUCGGUGAGCAGCUGCUCUUUAUUAUUGUCACGAAGCCACACCUGCCGGGAGAUGCUUGUGGAUUUGACAGCUCUAACACAGGUCCACCUCCGACACUUUCAAAACAUAAGUUUUACAGAUGUCAGCUAAAGCGGAUUUGAUUGAAUAAGGCCCUUAAAUUGUUUUGCACCAUAGAGAUAGAUAGAGGACUCAUCUUUGUAUCUGUGAUAGCAUGGGCCACGCCACUGAGGCUUAGUAAAUUCUCUUCUUCAUGAUUGGCUGAUCCCUCCUGAUGACCCGGUUGGACAUGACUCCAACAGGGUCACCAGGAGGAAUCAGCCAAUGAAGUUGGAAGUCCCACACAUUUGACGACAUUAAAAUGGUGGAAGGCCUCAAUGGCGCUGCCCAUGCUAAUAUGACCUUUUGGCCACUAGAGGCCUUUGUCAUUCUCUAUGUUUUGACUUUGGAUCCAUUUGGAGGAGCAUAAAGAAAACACUGGCAUCUUGUCUCGAGGAAGUUACUAACUCAUGAGUGCACAUGUAUACUUUCCCCCAAGUGUGUACUUGUAUGAUACAGUAGAUAUUUCUCAAUAAAAUGAAAUAAGAAUUGUCAAAGGUG
This is a messenger RNA of Salvelinus namaycush (lake trout), 2460 nucleotides long. Its product is annotated as dehydrogenase/reductase SDR family member 11-like. The transcript is spliced from 7 exons. The record is from RefSeq and is a predicted model, not a curated record. Bases 203 to 970 code for a protein of 255 amino acids. Lineage: Eukaryota; Metazoa; Chordata; Actinopteri; Salmoniformes; Salmonidae.